AUAUUGUCGGAUCGCCAAGUUGCCUUUCUUUCGCUUUAGGCUAAGUUACUUCACGUCUGAGCUAUUUUCUAUACGGCAAGCUAAAUAGAAACAUCGAAAAUGGAAUGUAAGAUUGAGGGUCAGGAAGAACAGUUGUUCAGUAGCCAUUCUGAGAGGACCAAUGGCAAGCACCCACAGAUCGUAAAUGGAUUAAAUCGAUCACCAAAGAAAAUACCACUGGGUGAACAACCGCGUGCAGUCCGGCGACAGGCAUUUAUGGUUAUACUGGCCAAUAUGGGGGUUAUAUCAACUGGUUUAGCUCUGGCUAUUCCUACAGUUUCACUACGCCAGUUGACCAGCGAAUUGGAACCUGUGUAUUUAAAUAGCACACAAGCUUCUUGGUUUGCAUCUAUUAACACAUUGUCUUCUCCAUUGGGUGGUCUAUUGUCGGGAUUACUACUCGAUAAAAUUGGACGUAAGCGUACUCUCUAUGUGUUAAAUUUGUUGGCCAUCACAGCCUGGUCACUGCUUGCCACACCGAGUUCGACGAGUACUGAAGCAUUUUACUGGCAGUUAUUUAUAUCUCGUUUCAUAAUUGGAAUAGUCAUGGGAUUGGCUAGUGCGCCUUCUGGUGUUUAUGCAGCUGAGAUUAGUUUACCGAAGUUACGAGGCUGCCUUAUACUUGGCACCUCCAUUUCAGUGGCUUUGGGCAUAACAAUUCUCUAUAGCAUUGGUUACUUUAUACGGGAUAAUUUUCGACUAAUUGCGCUUAUUUGCUGUUGCUAUCAAAUAACCGCGUUGCUCUGUGUGCUACCAUUGCCAGAGUCGCCUAGUUGGUUGUUAUCUAAGAAGCGUGUGGAGGAGGCUAUGGUGUCACUUAAUUAUUUUCGUGGACUGGACAAGUCACCACGUAUCAAGCAUCCUGAAGUUUUAGAGGAGUUCAAUAUUUUACAAAAGUCACUGCAUCUUCGUGAUGGCGAGAGGAAACCAUCGUUCUUAACUUGUCUAAAAUUGCCUGAAGUGCACAAACCGCUGUUGAUUUUGAUGGGUUUGUUUGCAUUUCAACAGCUUUCAGGGAUUUUCGUGGUCAUUGUGUACGCUGUGCAAAUCUCCAGUGACGCAGGUGUCUCAAUGGAUCCAUUCAUGUGCGCUGUUCUCAUUGGAAUGGCGAGGCUGGUGACAACUUGUCCCAUGGGUUAUGUGCUAGAAAAGUGGGGCCGGCGACGUGCUGGAAUCAUAUCAACGUUUGGUAUGACCGUCUCCAUGUUUCUCCUGGCUGGUCAUGGUUGGCUUGAAGUUCUCCAAAGCGUGUCUUACCUACCAGUCAUAGCGAUCGUAAGCUUCAUUGUACUUAGUACAUUGGGUCUCUAUACUCUGCCUUUCUUCAUGAUUUCGGAGCUUUUUCCUCAAAAAGUGCGUGGUCCAGCUUCAGGUCUAACUGUGGCAGUGGGUAUGUUCUUUGCAUUUUUGUGCAUUAAAAUGUAUCCGGACUUAAAAUCAAGCAUUGGCCUGAACAACGCGUUUAUCUUUUUUGGCGCUAUGUCAUUUUUGUCUAUGACAUUCAUUUAUUGGAUUCUGCCUGAGACUCGAAGACGUACACUUUUGGAGAUCGAGGAGCGAUUCCGAACUGGCAAACCGAAAAAGGGGCCGGUGGAAGUUGAAAUGCAAGAAGUCUUUGUACGCUGACAAGAUGCAGUUACAUUUCAAUAUUGAGCACGUGAGGAUUAUGUGCUGUGAU
This is a messenger RNA of Drosophila arizonae, 1717 nucleotides long. RefSeq names its product facilitated trehalose transporter Tret1. Gene Ontology annotation, biological process: transmembrane transport; carbohydrate transport. The record is from RefSeq and is a predicted model, not a curated record. Gene Ontology annotation, molecular function: sugar transmembrane transporter activity. Gene Ontology annotation, cellular component: membrane. NCBI's taxonomy places the organism in Eukaryota, Metazoa, Arthropoda, Insecta, Diptera, Drosophilidae.